This is a messenger RNA of Condylostylus longicornis, 4628 nucleotides long. RefSeq names its product probable serine/threonine-protein kinase DDB_G0282963. Bases 489 to 4313 code for a protein of 1274 amino acids. The transcript has 7 exons. The record is from RefSeq and is a predicted model, not a curated record. NCBI's taxonomy places the organism in Eukaryota, Metazoa, Arthropoda, Insecta, Diptera, Dolichopodidae.
UUUCGGGAAUCUUAUGUAAAACAAAUCAAAGUGUAUUUUGUGUUAUUUCAAUAACAAUAUAAAAUAUUAAUGAAAAAAAAGUGGAAUACACAAUAAAAAUAAUUAUUUAAAAAAAACAAAGUGAAUUAAAAUAAACAAAAAACUACAGUGAAGUAUUAAAUAAUUUAAAAUUUUACCAAAGAAUUAAAAAACAAUAACAACAUCAGAAUAAAUUAACAGCAAAUAAUAUUAUAUAAUAUUGGAAAUAUUGGAAAUUAAGGAAAUAAAAUCGGAUUAUAACAUAUAAUUGGAUACAAUAAAUUAUACCAUAUUGGAUUAUAUAAUAUCAGCAUUAUAAUUGGAACAUAUUCAUUAUUAUUAUUUAUUUUUGGAUUAUUAUACUACAAUUUAAUUAAAUUCUGCAACAAUUUCAAUUUUUGCAACUUCAAAUUUCAUAUUAAUUAUUUUGGAUUUAUUAUGCUUUCAUUGUUGAAUUGCUCUGCUCAAAAAUGUUGCAUCAUAGUGCCGAUGAUUUAAUGGUCCAACAACAGAUGGCAAUCAUCGAUGAUCUAGAAUAUACAUCAGCAAAAUCAGCUGAAAAUAAAUCUGAAAUAGUAAAUUGCUUUCAAAAUACAACAGAAGAUCAAAAAGAAAAAUCAGCAAUUACUAGUAAAUUAGCAAUAGCAACAACAGCAACAACACAAAAUAAAAUUGACAAUGAUGAUGUGAUAGAAUUAGAUUCAUCACCAGAAAAAUCCAAUUUAAAAACUUUAACAAGUCCAAAUAAAGAUUUCAAUGCUAAGAAAAUUUCUUUAGAAUCUAUAACAACAACAUUAAAAGAAAAUUCAUUAAAAAUGCAACCAUUAGAAAAAGUUCGUGAAACAAUUACAAAAAGUAAUGAAACAUCAAAUAUAAAAUCAGAAUUAAAAGAUCAAGAAGAUGAUAGAAAUGAAAAAUGCAAUGAAAGUGAUCAAAAUAAAGAAAAUAUUGAGAAUAAUGAAAAUCAAGUGAAUGGAAAAGAAGAUGAAAUCACAGAAAUCGAUAAUGAAAAUCAAUUAGAUCAAAAUAAGGAUGAAAAAUCAAUGAUAAAUGAAAAACAAUUAUUUAAAGAUGAUGAAAAUAAAGAAAAACAGAAGAAUGAAACAACGUCACGAAAUGAUAAAAAUUUAGAAUUAAUGGAUGUUUCUGAAAAUGAAAUUUUAAAUGAGAAUAAAAAUGAUAACAAAAACUUAAUUAAAACUGAAGUAAAGGAAUCAUCAAAUUAUGCCACAAAUGAUAUUAAAAUUAAUGAUAAUUCAAAAUCUCCAGAACCACCUACCUCUAUUAAUACAACAACAAAUCAAUUAAAUAAUCGUAAACGUUUAAGAUCACGUUCAAUCAAUGAAGAUCAAAAUGAAUCGAAUAUUUCUAAUAAUAUUAGAUUGACAUCAACACCAUUAGCAAAUCAUAAAGAUCAUAAUAAAGAAUUUAUUAAUUCAACAGAACCACAAAAUAUGUCAACAGCAACGGCAACAAAAACAGUACCAUUAUUAAAUUCUACAAGCACAUCAACAAAUGCUUACAAUAAUAAUAACAAUAAUUGUGAUGAAGAUGAUAAUGUCGAACAAAUACAUCCAAUGAAAAAAUUACGUGCAGAACUUGAAACAAAUUUUACAAAACAUGAUAGUAUUUUAGCUGAAUAUAUUGAAAGAACAACAAAUGAAACACCAGAUGAUAUUGAUAAACAUAUUAGCCAAUUGGCAAUUGAAAUUCAUACAUUAAAUGAUAUGAUUAAAGCCAAAGAAUAUGAAUGGAAUAAUAUGUUACAUUUGAAAAAAGUUAAAGAAGAAAUCUGUUUUCGUUUAACACGUAAAAAACAAGUUAUGGAAUUAAUGGCAACAAAACUUGGUGAAAUAACAAAUCAUAUACCAAAUGCAACAACAUCAAUUGAACAAAAUUUAUUAGGUGAAAAAUUAUCAAUAGCAGCACAAUUAAAAAUUCCAAAUUUAACAAAUCAUCAUUUAUUAUCAUCACAUUCGCCACCAACAACUGGAGCAACAUCAGCAACAACACCGAAUCCAUCAUUAGUGGCUGCACAAGCUGCUGUUGCAGCAGCUGCAGCAGCAGCAGCAGCAUCUGGUGGAUCAUCAUCAUUAUCAUCGCCAUCAACAGUUGUAUCAUCAUCGGCGGCAGCAUUAGCUGCAAUGGCAGCAGCAACAUCAAAUUUAUUAAAUUAUUCAAAUGCAGCAGCAACAACAAUAUCAUCAGCAGCAAAUAAAAAUAAUACCAAUAAUUUCUUAAAUAGUAAUAAUGAAUUUUCAUUAAAUUCGACAUCAACAUCAGCUGCUCAAAAUAUUUUACAAUUACGUGCCAAUAUGAAAAGUUCCGAUUUAGCUAAAGAAAAAAAUAGUGCACAAAAAAUUCAUCGCCUUCUUGUUUCUAGAAAUAUCCUGCCGAAGCCAUCAACUGCAACAUCAUCAUCACAGCAACAGCAAUUGCAACAACAUCAACAAUUACUUGCAACAUCACUUAUACAAAAUGCUGCAGCAAAUAGUGGUGGUGGUGGAGCAUCAGCUUCACAAUUAGCUGGUUUAAGUGGUCUAUUUGGAUCAGCAACAGCACCAGUAGUUUUAUCAUCAGGAGCAUCUGGUGGAGGUGGUGCUGCACAAAUUCCAUUACCAUUAUCAAAUGUUGCUACCGGUUCAUUAAUGUCAGCUCAUACGCCACCCGGUGCAACACAAACUGCAACAACAACAAAUCCAAAUUCUGUAACAUCAUUAAAUCAUCAACCAACAAUAUUAAAUAAUUAUUUAACGGCAGCAGCAUCAGUUCAACAGCAACUUGGUGAAUUAUUUAAUGGUCAUCAUAAUCCUAAUAAUGCACAAAAUAGUCAAAAUUUAAUGGUCGGAAGACAAGGUGUUUUUAAAGAUGUUAAAAGUAUAAUUGCUGAUUAUAGACAACGUCAUCCAGAACAAGUACCACGCCGUGGUAGACGUAUGAAAAGCACAAAUUCCAAUGACGUAAGUGUUGGUGCAACUGGACAAAAUCGUCUUAGUAAUUCAGAAUUAAAUAAUCUAUUGAAUCGUCUGGAAGCGAAUUCACGAGCAUCGGACAAUGAUUCAUCAUUACACCACAGUUUAUUAAAUAAUGGGAAUGCAGCUGCAGCAGCUGCUGUUGCUGCAAAUUUAUCUACCAAUACUAGUGCUAACACUGGUAAUAUAUCUUUAAAAGAUGUUCUAGUCCAAUUUGCUAAAAUGAGUGGUCGUUUAAAUGCAGCUGCAGCUGCGGCAGCAUCUGCUGCUGCAAUGACAACACCAUCACUACAAAACAAUAUUAAUAAUAAUAAUAAUAACAAUAAAAACAACAAUAGUAAUAAUAACAAUAGUAAUAACAAUAAUAGUAAUAAAAAUAAUAAUACCAAAACUGCAAAUUGUACUGCCACUACGGCUAGUUAUAAUAGUUCUAUUGGCCAAAAUAAUUCCAAUUCUAAUAAUCCGUCUACAUUUCCUGAAGUAACAUUACAUCCAGUUUCUACAACAAAUCAAACCGCUGAUCAAAGCGGCUCACUUUUACAUGGAAUUUUAACUAAGUAUUCUCGUGGUGGUACAUCAUCAAGUCAUUCAUCGAAUUCGUCUCAAAAUUCUCUUCUUAAUGCUGUUGUAGCAGCUGGUCAACAACAACAACAACAAACAUCAUGUGCUCCAACUUCAACAACAACAAACUAUAAUAGUACAUUCUCACCAACAUUGGCUAGAUUAUUAACAGCUCCCGAACGUAUUACAAAUAAUUUAUCUGGAUCUCAAAAUUCAACAAUUGGAUCUCAUCAAACAUCAACAAUAACAGCAGCUCAGGCAGCAGCUGCUGCUGCUGCUGCUGCAACAUCAUCAUCAAAUUCAACAGGUUUAAAUUUAACAAAAGUUGUUGCUCAUAAUAGUGAAAUAACAAUAACUCCAGUUAUGAAUUCAAAUACUGCACAACAAACAGCAUUACAACACAGUCUUCUACAAAAACAAAUUAAAGAAGCAUUAAAUAUAUCAAAAAAUCUUAAUAGUGGAAAUACUAGUGAUCGUAUAAAGUCUGAAUAUUUUAUGAAUAUGGAUGACGAAGCUGAUGAUAGUGUUGACCGUUUGGUUAUUGAUGAAGGUGGCGGUGAUUCAGGUACAGGCGAAGAAAUACAUCGAAUUGCACCAAAUGCCAUUGGUCAAGAAUUUCAUGAAAACGAAGUACCAUGGUGUCAAGGAUGUAAAAAUCAAGAAGCUCAAUUUGUAUGUGCUGGUUGUGGAAGUCAAUGGUAUUGUAGUAGAGAAUGUCAGGUGCAAGCAUGGGAUGAACAUUCUGAAACAUGUACUGGUUAAAGUCUAAAACACAAGCAUAUUAUUAUAUGAAACACAUUAUAUUAAUAUUAAAUUUCAGAUAUUUACCAUGAAAAAUGUAUAUUUAAACUUAUAUUCAAAUUAAGACUUUAAAAAUUUAUUAAAAAUGAAAAGAAAAAAAAUUAAAAAUACUAUGAAACUACACACAUGUUAUUUACUAUUGUAUUAAUAUUAAAUAUAAAAAAUAAUAAAUUCACACAAAUAUGCAUAGCAUGUUAAAAAGGCAUGUUAAAAAAAACAAAAAUUAAUUCAAAGAAUAAUAUGCAACAUAUUAAAUUAAAAAUAAAAAUAAAACAG